Molecule: messenger RNA, 1505 nt
Organism: Cylas formicarius (sweet potato weevil)
Lineage: Eukaryota; Metazoa; Arthropoda; Insecta; Coleoptera; Brentidae
Product: mitochondrial 2-oxodicarboxylate carrier
Exons: 6
Coding region: 78-989 (303 amino acids)
Biological process (GO): transmembrane transport
Source: RefSeq, a predicted model, not a curated record
GAGGUUAUUUAUAUACUGACUAAAUAUUCGCACUGUUAGUCGGGAGAUUCGCAGGUUCCAAAGCUUUGUUUUACAAGAUGCCUUCUAUUAAAGAACUGCUGAAAGAAGGCGCGAUUCAGAUUGGUUCCGGAGGAUCGGCAGGAUUCGUGGAAGUGUGCAUAAUGCAUCCUCUAGAUCUAGUUAAAACAAGGCUUCAGAUUCAAUGUGGUAAUUCCAUGCGAAAGGGGGACCCGAAAUAUUACUCUGGCGUGUUUGAUUGCUUGCGAAAGAUGUACCUCCACGAAGGUAUAACUUCUUAUUGGAAGGGAAUCGUUCCCCCCAUUUUGGCGGAAACCCCCAAAAGGGCGGUGAAGUUCUUUACGUUUGAACAGUAUAAACAGUUCUUUAUGUUUGGCGCGUCCGCUCCUACCCCUUUGACAUUUUCGCUUGCCGGAUUGGGAGCGGGCAUAACCGAAGCGAUUCUCGUGAAUCCUUUCGAAGUGGUUAAGGUAACCCUGCAGGCGAACCGAGCCGUCGGCAAAGAGCUUCCCAGUACCUGGUACGUUACUAAAGAGAUAGUGGGAAAACACGGUUUCGGAUUUAGAGGACUUAACAAAGGCGUUACCGCGACCAUAGGUCGAAACGGGGUUUUUAACAUGAUUUAUUUCGGGUUCUAUCAUUCCGUUAAGGGUUACUUGGCCGAGUACCAGGAUCCGGUCAAGGAAUUCUUCAGAAAAGUGGCCAUAGGUUUCGUGUCUGGCACACUGGCGUCAUGUAUAAAUAUACCAUUCGACGUGGCAAAAUCUAGGAUACAGGGACCUCAGCCCAUAAUGGGGCAAAUAAAGUACAAAGGUACAUUUCAGUCGAUGCUCAUCGUGUAUCGAGAAGAGGGGUAUUUUGCCCUGUACAAAGGUCUUAUUCCGAAAGUUUUAAGAUUAGGACCCGGAGGUGCUAUAAUGCUGGUGGUUUACGAUUAUGCUCAUUCGUUUUUAACAGAAACGUUUAAGUGAUCAAAAUAAUGUGAUUCUUAUGGCUUGUUUUACCUAAAAUAUAUAAUAAACGAAAAGUUUCGGCCAUGAUUUUUAUUAAAAUUAAACUUCGGAAGAAAUUCACAGCUUCAUUUGUUGACUUCGAAUGUGCCCGUGGAGGUCCAUCAGUUCAUUUUUCAGGCUAUCGAAGAUAUCUGUUAAACUGAAACAUAAAAUAAUUAAAUUUUAAGUUGUUUCCGACUGUCGGGGCGAAAAAACUUAUGAAAAUUGUUUUCUAAUUUCUAGAAUUGUUUGGUUUUUGCUCUAAAGUAGUGGAGGUGCUCGAACAUUAUAUCAGGCCCGAUUUCGAUCGCUCGUAUCGCCGCUUGAGGGCGCUCAUCUAGUCUAACGCACAAGUGAAAACUGCGCUUUUUAGCUUAUACUAUAGGUAAAAGAAAUGAAGACAAGAUAAUGCUGCAAACUUUGGGAAUAUUCUCGCUAGUAAUGUCACGCCAGUAGUGUUUAACCAAUCAGAAUUGAUUUUGUUGACGGGUUUCC